Molecule: messenger RNA, 3021 nt
Organism: Myxocyprinus asiaticus (Chinese sucker)
Lineage: Eukaryota; Metazoa; Chordata; Actinopteri; Cypriniformes; Catostomidae
Product: protein FAM117B-like
Exons: 8
Coding region: 285-1286 (333 amino acids)
Source: RefSeq, a predicted model, not a curated record
GCAACACCGUCCGGCCACUAUCAACCAACCUGUUUUUAAACGACCUUCUUAACGUCAUUGCGCUGGAUCCAUCACAUAUCACUGUGUUUUCUUUUUAAUUCCAAGGAACAUGAAUGCGAUGUGUGCAGUCAUAAACUCAUCAGCCAAAGUUAGUCACUCCUCAUUCCGAGAGCCCAUUUUCCAGCUGAAACCCAGAGGGAUCAUCCUCCCUUGUACUCACUUUUAAGUUCUGGCCUAUCAAGGAACUGGCAGCGGCACGGCGACUCCGCCCCCCACACCCUUAAAUGAGGGACAAGGCCACUCAGACCCCUAGGGCCUGGGUAGAUGAACGGAGGAGAGGCUCUCAUAAGCGAUCAGCUUCUUGUGGUAGCACUGAUCAGCUGAAAGAGAUAGCAAAAUUGCGCCAGCAGCUCCAGCGCAGCAAACGCAGCAGCCGUCAUCGCCGGGAGAAAGAUCGCAAGUCACCCUUUAAUGGCAACCAUGCCAUCAUCCAAUCACAGUCUCAGAUGCCUAAAACCAUCCUGAUUCCCAUCCCCAUCUCCAAGUCCACACCCCCCCGUUUCCGGAACAGCAUAGAGGGCCUCAACCAGGAGAUUGAACGCAUCAUCAUACGGGACACUGUCGAACGAGAUGAGAUUAUAAUACCACAGGAUGUUCCUGAUGGACACCGUGCGCCCCCUCCCCUCCCCCAGCGCAGCAGCAGCACCCGCAACAUUGACACACAGACGCCCUCAAAUGGUGGGCUUGGCAGUAACCCUAGCAACAGCAGCAGCCGAGCUGACUCUGUCUCACCCUCGUACCUGAGCAUCCUUAACGACACGAUUGGAAACAGCCCGCUACCAAACGAUGGCACACUCAAUGAGAGCAAAGAAAGAGACCUGGGACCUUGGUCUCCUCUACCCAAAUAUGCUUCUUCUCCAAAGCCCAACAACAGCUAUAUGUUCAAACGUGAGCCUCCAGAGGGCUGUGAGAGAGUUAAAGUCUUUGAGGAAAACCAGCCUAGGCCUCUCCAAGAGAUUCCUCCAUAUCUAUGCCCAGACAGGAACAAGGUGAACUUCAUUCCCAAAAGUGGCUCAGCUUUCUGCCUGGUGAGCAUCUUAAAGCCCCUGCUGCCCACCCAGGAGCUGAACUUCCGUAGUGGGAUGGGAUACCGCAGCAUUUCCCCCUCCUUGGUGCCUCUGGGUGGGGUUGGGGUCAGAAGCCUGUCCCCCUCUAUGGGUCCCGUCCUCUCUCGUGGACGUCAGUCACCAUGUCUCCCACGACACCUUGAGGAGCCAGAGGGUUAGAGUGCCAAGUAUUAAAGCAAAUAUUUUAGUCUUAACCGCACAGGCGAACCUCAACUGUUGAACAGAGAUGGUAUAUUUCCCAUUCUCCUGUAUCAUUUGACAGAAAUUUAUCUGAAACUUAAACCUGAAAGGUUUUUUUGUAAUUAAAGGGUAAUGGCAUUACAUGUCUUCUUGCAUCAGAGGCAUUAAAAGGAGAUUUUCCACAAUGGUGUAUGUAUAUAGACAAAACAUUUUCAGCAUUGCACUGCUUUUUACUUUCUCAACAAUUUAUUGCAUUUUACCAUGAAGCCUUUUGGAUUUUCUUAUGUAUAGACGCAUCAUUUAACCUACCUAAAUGUGAGUGAUUUGAUUUACUGGCAGAAUGGAUAUGGAAGAUAAAGGUCACAUUUUUGCUUGCUUAUAGUUUACAUGCAGUUUGAAUAAAGCUGAAGGAGCACACAGAAAUGUUGUAGCAAAUUUGAGGACUAACUAAUGUGCCUGACUCCCACCACCUGUCUGCAUCCUAUUUGCUUACUGUCCUUUUUCUAUCAUAGUCUAUAUAUGUUUGUCUUUCUCCUUAAAUGUAUAGAGCCCUCCCCCAUAUACAUAAACUUGUAUGUGCUUAAUGUGACUUGCUGAUAAGAGUAAAUUUUGAUGGUACAUGAACAGACUGGUCAUGCAUUAGGAGAAAGAGGAGACAAUGAUCAGUAUGUCUUCAGUAUUGGUCUAGGAACUAAAUUGAACAGUUAUUAUGAUGUGAUAAUGAUAAAUAUUAGUUUUACUGAAAAGUCUUGAUACUCAAAAAGCAUGGCUUUAGCUAACAGUGAACAGACAAUGAACUGAUUUGAACUGUAGCAUCUUUAUACUGUGAAAUAUUCCAUUAAUCAUGCCGGAAGGCUUCCUUUCUUCCUUGAAAUAAAAGCGAUAGAGUUGAGACAAGGAAAACAGGCAAUCCUGGGACAAAUGUGUAAUUGCCUUAAUUCUAAAGAAAAAUAGAUGAGUGUGUAAAUUAGACAGCUGUUAUUGUCAGGGGAAAUGUAUUGAUUUUGUUUAAGCUGUUACCAGUUACAUUUUAGAAAGACUUUUUUUUUUUUUUUUUCCUGAGAAUAAAUUUUUAAUAUCAUUUAACUCUGGUUUCAUGAGUGUUAUAAUUCAGAUAUUUGACAUAUGAAAAUUUUAAUCCACUUAUUUAUAGAUUAUCAUAUAACAAUGCAAGAGUAACAAAUAAUGAAAGCACUAAAAAUGACAGAAUUUCACUCAAAUUUAUUUACUCUCAAAUGAAGUAUCAAAGCCUUGGUGAUGCACGCUCUCCUAUAUUCCAGUUUUUUUCAAUGAAAUUCUACAAGUACAUUGUUUAUGUAACUUAAAAGGCAAAUUUGCAUAAAAUAAAUGGAUGAAAGCAGCCAUGAAUGGUGCAGUGUACAUUCUUUUCUUAACAAGUUUAAAAAAGACAAAGAACAAAGUGUUACAAUAAUGCUGCAACAUAUAGCUCCACACACAUGAAAAAUAAUCUAGUACAGAAAGUGACACUUCAAAACAUUAAACUGCACAAAAAGAAAGAGAUGUGUGCUCCCUCAAAUAUAGAGUGAUAUCCCAUUUGAAAUGUUUCGAAAUGAUCCAUGGUUAUAUGCCUACACAAGCUAUUCAGAGUCGACAAAACAAAUUAUUAUACAGACAAGAUACAUUCUAGAACCAUCCGAGAUGGCGCUUGGAAGCAGUUUAUUGCAAGCAAUAAUUAAGAUUUUUUUGGUAACAC